Molecule: messenger RNA, 1716 nt
Organism: Aplosporella prunicola CBS 121167
Lineage: Eukaryota; Fungi; Ascomycota; Dothideomycetes; Botryosphaeriales; Aplosporellaceae
Exons: 3
Biological process (GO): transmembrane transport
Molecular function (GO): transmembrane transporter activity
Source: RefSeq, a predicted model, not a curated record
CAACCUACAACGUACCACUGCACCCCGCGCGGGGGCAUCAGCAUGCCCUACUUCGCCUUUACCGCCACGCGCGUGCAGGUCGCUACGUACCUGCUGGCUGUCGCGCUCUUCAGCAUUUCCUUCCUCGUCUUCCUCAACAGCUCUCUCUCCUUCGUCAUCACCGAGCGCAUCGGCCGGAGCCAUGACGUCGGCGACGCCGUGGGCACCUUGGGCUUCGCCGACGAGCUGGUUGCCCUUGUCGCCUGCCCGGCCUGGGGCAUGGUUAGUGACAGGAUUGGCGUGGCCAAAGUCGCGACUGUGGGCUAUGCCAUCGUGGCGUUGAGCCUGCUUCUGUUUGUGCAGGCCACCAAUGUCUACCCGCAGCUGCUGCUUGGCCGCUUGCUCUUCGCGGUCGGCGCGUCUGCCACCACCACCAUGGUCACGGCCGUCUUGCCUGCCAUGACCCACGUCGCUUCGUCCAACCCGCUCACCAGCGGCGCCAAUGCCUCCCGACAUGCAACUGCGCCCUCGAUUUCCUCCGAACUCACCAUCACCCCUACGCGCUUCCGCUCUUCCUCGCCCGAGCCUGUCGCGCGCGCCUCGGCUGCAUCAACCUCAAACCUAGCUGGGCUCGUAGGCAUGUUCACUGGCUUCGGCGCGCUGCUGGCCUUGGCUGUUUUUUUGCCUCUACCUACACGCUUCCAGAAAAGCGGCGCUGCGCCAAGCGUCGCCGUGGCAAAUGCCUACUACGUUGUGGCUAUGGUAGCUUUGGUCGUAGCCAUUGUGUGCAUGUUUGGUUUACGGGGGCUGCCAGGCGAAGAGUCCAAGGGCUGGCGCAACCUUUUCCACGUCAAGACCAGCGAUCUCACGGCAUCUGUAAUCCAUCCUACCCUGUCAUAUCCGCGCCUCCUCGCCAAUGCCUUAAAAUUGGGGUUUCAGGAUAUAAAUGUCGGCCUUGGUUAUCUUGGUGGGUUUGUUGCGCGCGCCUCUUCCGUCGCCAUAUCGCUCUUCAUUCCGCUUUUCGCCAAUGCCUAUUUCAUUAACCGGGGCUUGUGCCGUCCCGGUGACGACAAAUCCAACGAAGACAUCAAAAAUGCUUGCCGUCGCGCAUAUGUGCUCGCGGCAAUUUUGACAGGAACUUCACAGCUUAUUGCCCUCAUAUGCGCUCCAGUAUUCGGAUACCUUUCCGGAAGGUAUAGCAAGUACAACGAACCUCUGAUAUUGGCUUCAGUAGCAGGGAUCGCUGGAUAUAUCGCGUUCGGUCUGCUCAAAAGCCCUGAUCCGUCUUCGGACGAUGGCAGCGUGGGCGUCUUCUUCAUCGUUGUAUUGCUUGGUAUCAGCCAGAUUGGAGCAAUUGUCUGCAGUCUUGGCCUGCUGGGCCGCGGUAUCCAGGGCAGCGAGACUGAAUCAGGGGAUGGUUAUCUUGAUGCAGAGAGGACGCCCACUGCAGGUACUCCGUCUGUAGCAACAGCCUCUCUCCGCGAUCCGAUGCAAGAGCCUCAAGCCACAGAAUCUUCUCCGCUUCUACCUUCGCAUUUCCGCCAACCGCCUUCUUCUACUGAUCCGUCCUCCCGCUCUCAUCUUAAAGGUAGCAUAGCGGGCGUCUAUAGCCUAGCCGGUGGAGCCGGUAUUCUUAUCCUGACCAAGGUCGGGGGUGUUAUGUUCGAUCGCCUGGAUGCUGGUGCGCCGUUCUUCCUCAUGGCCGGCUUCAACAGUUUAUUGCUUCUUGCGGCCGUU